This is a messenger RNA of Sphaeramia orbicularis (orbiculate cardinalfish), 2486 nucleotides long. It is a transcript of the gene klhl23, whose product is annotated as kelch-like family member 23. The record is from RefSeq and is a predicted model, not a curated record. NCBI's taxonomy places the organism in Eukaryota, Metazoa, Chordata, Actinopteri, Kurtiformes, Apogonidae. Gene Ontology annotation, molecular function: protein binding.
ACUGGAAAUGAGUUCAAAACGCCAUGGCAACGACAAGAAUGGGGGGGGAAACAUGAAUAGUGAACAGUGCAGUGGCUGCUUGUGGUGUAUAGUGAAAGCGAUCCUCAUUUGUUUAAGAUUUGUAUUCUGUUAGUGAUGCUUCUCCCAGGGGUCGGGUCCUCCAGUGCGCCGUCCUUCCGUCCGUCCGUCCGUGUGCGCACCGCUGUCAUGGAGGUUAUAUUUAGACUGUGAGAGAAAAUAGCAGUGUUGGGUGAUUCCUCUGAAUGGUUGCUUGGGUUUUGUCAAGGACCUGCCAGAGACUAGAGCGCGGAUCAGAGAAGAGGAGGAGGGGGAUGGACGCUGCACACACAAAUACCAAAAUAGGAUAGAGCCGCCUGCGACCGUCCUAUACGCAUGAGCUAAAAAGAGGUUGAUAGGCUGUGGAGAGAAGGCACAGCCGGGUGUUUGUGUUCAACAGUAAGGGUCACUCAUGGAAAUAUGAGAGAUACCAUGUCACAGAAACAGACUGAGAUCUACACGUAUGACUUCUGUGACCGUGACCAUCCCUCCGAGCUGCUGGAUGCUCUCAGGCAGUUUUACCUCAGUGGUGCGUUCACGGACGUGGCUCUCCAAUGUGGCGAGUCCGGACAGGUGUUCCACUGUCACAAGGCGGUGCUUUCAGCCCGGAGCUCUUAUUUCAAAGUCAUUACAGCUGAUAUGAGGGAGAGGUCGAACAGUUUGAUCAAACUGUCAGGGGUUGAUGGUGGGGUUUUGGUCGCUUUGGUCAACUAUGUUUACACAGGCCAGGUGUGCAUCACUCAAAGCAACGUUCAGAGUCUCCUGGAGGCUGCGGAUCUCCUGCAGUUCACCUCUGUCAAACGAGCGUGUGAAGAGUUUCUCAUCCGCCACCUGGACGUGGACAAUUCUGGGAUGCACGCUUUUGCGCAGCUGCACCUUUGCGUCUGCCUGGAGAGGGAGGCACGCAGGAUCAUGCUGAGCAGAUUCUCAGAGCUCAUUGAGCAGGAAGAGUUCCUAGAGCUGGACCAUGAUAAGAUCAGAUCAGUUUUGGCUGAUCAGAACCUCAAAGUGCACAGGGAUGAAGUGUAUGUAGAUGCAGUUGCCAAAUGGGUAACUCAUGACUUAGAUAAUCGUGUUCAUCAUGCUGCAGACCUGCUGCAUACCAUCCAUCUGGACCUGGAUGAGAUUUACUUCAAGGCUACAUUGGAGGUGCACAGACAAUUCUUACUGAGCAAUGAAGGGAAACUGAAGCCUCUGAUUGUUCAGGCUUUAAAACCCAACCACAAGGAGAUAUGUGCCAACAGAAAUGUGUCUUCGAGUAUGUAUAUAAUUGGAGGAUACUACUGGCACCCACUUUGUGAAGUUCACAUCUGGGAUCCUACAAGCAACACAUGGGUGCAGGGAAAGGAUAUGCCAGAUUAUGAGAGAGAAAGCUACAGCGUCAGUUUGCUUGGGGCAAAUAUCUAUGUAACUGGAGGUUACAGGACAAACACUGUUGAGGCCCUGGACACAGUUUCAAUUUAUAACUGUGACUAUGAUGAAUGGACCGAGGGCUGCCCCAUGAUCACAGCCAGGUACUACCACUGCUCCGUGGCCCUGCACGGCUGCAUCUACGCUGUUGGAGGCUACAGAGGAGGAGCUCCGGAGCAAGAGACUGAAUUUUACGAUCCUUUGAAAAAGAAAUGGUUCCCUGUGGCCAAAAUGAUCCAAGGUGUGGGAAAUGCCACCGCAGCUGUAAUGGGAGAUAAAAUCUAUGUGACCGGAGGCCAUUAUGGAUACAGAGGAACCUGCACUUACGAGAAAAUCCAGGUCUACAGGCCUGAUGUCAAUGAGUGGAGUAUCAUCACAGUAUGUCCGCAUCCAGAGUACGGGCUGUGUUCUGUGCCUCUGGACACCAGUCUGUAUUUGGUGGGUGGACAGACGACAGUCGCAGACUGUUACAAUGCUGACAGAGACGAGUGGAGACAAAUAUCACUGAUGAAGGAGCGCCGGAUGGAGAGUGGAGCUGUUGUAAUAAAUGGCUGUAUUUACGUCACAGGGGGAUAUUCCUACUCAAAGGGGACUUACUUGCAGAGCAUUGAGAAAUAUGACCCUGAACUGGACACGUGGGAGAUCGUGGGGACCCUUCCCAGCCCGUCCAGGUCACACGGAUGUGUUUGUGUUCACAGUGUUUAGCAACAAGCCUUUAGUAUUGUUUAUUUUGUCAUUUUCUGCCGAAUGAAUCAAAUGCUUAAGUAUAUUCUGUCAAAAUGGGUAAGUGUCCGGUACACUGCUGUACAAAUCAUAGCCCACGUUUUGCACCUUUGAGUGACAAAUUCACCAAACUAUGAACAAUGAAGAACAAUUACACUAGCCAGUACUCAGGGGUGUUACAAGUAUUACUAUUAUUAUCAUUAAUAGCACUUUUUUAUUGGUUUAAUGAACUUAAAAACUAAAGGAGCCAUAUUUGAGCACAGUACAAUGAAUAUGAAUAAACUGAAUUUCCCUCA